CGUCGGUUGUGACUGCAGCGAUGCAGCUCCUCAGAGCGGUGCUGCUUCUUUGCUUCUCAGGUGUAUGGAGCAAGCAAUGCGGCACGACCGAGCUGCGCUGCAGCCAGAUCUGCUCAGGCACCGGCAACACGGCCACCUGCUCCUGCCUGCCCGGCUGGCGGCUCGAUGAUGACAAACAAAAGUGCACCGUGGCCACGUCUGCUCUCUGCUACGAAGUGCGUUCCGACUUUUUCGUCCAACACCCGGCGGAAGCGGGCCGCAACAAGUCCGAGCUCGGCUGCCAGCAGUUCUGCGACAGGAGGAAGGCCCACUACAGCGCUCUGGGACGAAUGGGCUGCCGCUGCCUGGAGUUUUUUGAGGUGGUGGGCUCGCUGGGUGCGCUGACGUACCAGCCGGCCAUGUGCGACGGCACGCACCCGAUCGCCUGGUCUGUCAAGUACCUGGCCGACCCGGCCGUGGCCGAGCACUUCAACAGUCCCGACCCGCGCCUGCAGGCCGGCAUCUACAGCAUCAGCCAGGACCUGGACAGCCUGCGCGGCGACUCGACCAUGGGGCGGCGGCGCGAGAUGAUGCAGCACGGUCUGAGCCAUCACCACGGCCACACCGGCGCCGGCCGCCGCCCCACCCCCGGCGCGCCAGCCCUGCUCGCUCUGGCCGCGCUGGCCGGUCGCGCCGCCGGCCGGAUCUGAGCGGCAGCUCGGCAAAUGCACAGAAGUGCAAAAGUGCGGAGGAUGCGCCCGUCGGCUGCGUCCUCAUGGCCAGACGUGGUGUCGCUUGCUAGCGAAAGGUGUCUGGUUUGUUGCUUGUGUCCCGGCGCUAAGACCUUCGAUUAUUUUAUGGUAGCGUCGUGUUCUUGCUGUCUUGAGUCUCUUCGUGUCCUCGCCGGUCAGCUCGAUGUGCAGUCGCUCAGCUCCCAUUUGACGGUCCUAUACUCAUAGUUUACGUCUGGGGGCUAGGUUCAUGUUGCUGUCAUGUAUUGACCGCCACCAUAUUUCUCCUACGCGGCACACCAUACAGGGCACCUGUGGGACUUGGGCCAACGCUGUCGGCCUCGCAGCAGUUCCAGCCUUAAAAAUAGCAUGCGGUUGUGCUGAAUUAGGAGGGAAGUCGGUGCAUUCAUCCUGGGGCACCAGGAGGAUAGAGCGACGAAGGCGCAUGAGCCGGCUCGCACGACAAUGGGCCGCGAAGGAACGGGGUUGGUGGAUGAGCCGACUCGCAGCCUCGUAUAGAGCUGUUAACACGCGUGGAGGUGCAGAAGUCACUCUACCAUCUGAUUCUCACACCAAACAAAGCGAUGGAUAUGCUAGGCUCCAAUUCCGAAAACGGCCACUGAUCGAAUAAAAGGACCACAUCGCAUGGAUUGUCGGACCUCGGUAUGGCGGCAUGUUUUGGCUUUUCACCAUUCUGAAACAGCCUUCCCACACUGUGGCGAUUCAUAUAAUUUCAAACGGCCAAGCAGAUCUCUUCCUCGGGUGAGCCGCCACUCAAGUGAUCACAUUGCGACGUUCCAAAUCGUGUGCCACAUUGCACUUAAGUCAUUUACUCAUUACUCUCCUGAACUGGUGCGUUAGGAGAAACUUUACUUCAGGGUAUGGCUACUCACACGACUAGACCAUUACUUAUCGUGCCUAAAGUGAAGAACAUGACGAAAAUGUGAUCUGGCUUGGUAGUUGUGCCACUUCUUUGCGUAUGAUUAUGAAUAUCAUGCCGAAAUCAAACCCGUUUACAAAGCCGUCGUUGUUUCGGCACCAAUUUUUAGCAACGUUUGUCGCCAACCCGCCAUGCUCGUACUUGGGCUGAGGUUAUAUAGACGUCUUAAUACUUGUCGUCUUGUCUUACGCGCCACAAUGUACGCACGCAGCUAGUGUUUGAAGUGUGGGGACGGCCCUGGGGGAAAGACAAGUUGAACAUUGUUUAACCAGUCGAGGUGAAGAUGGAUUGCUAUCUUCCCUGAUCUUGUUUUCUUAAAGCCCCGUUUUCCAGCAUACACACACGCUCGUACGGGUCUUUUACUUUUUAAGAUUGUGAUUAUUUGUUUAAGCCUUGUCAAAGCGCCGUUCUAUCUAGCCGAAUCGAGGGCAGGCUUGCUUGUCCCAUAUUAGUAGAUAAGCCAUAAAACUCUACUAAAAUAUGUUAAUAUACUACACCGCAACACGGCGGCAACGGGUGGUGACGUGGCUAGUUAAGCCCUCGCCCUGGUAGGAGCGGGG
This is a messenger RNA of Pollicipes pollicipes, 2210 nucleotides long. RefSeq lists its product as uncharacterized. The transcript is spliced from 4 exons. Bases 21 to 689 code for a protein of 222 amino acids. Lineage: Eukaryota; Metazoa; Arthropoda; Thecostraca; Pollicipedomorpha; Pollicipedidae. The record is from RefSeq and is a predicted model, not a curated record.